UAAGGCAUCUAGUAUUCCCUGUCAUUUAGUAUGACUGCAUCCAUGGAUAUGCAUGACAUGACAUGUACAUCUGGGUCCGCUAUGUAUGUAGAAAAAUACUUUCUCUCCAAGACUGAGUGUUAGGCUUUGUACUUUCCAUUUGGAUUGGUUGGAAAACCAGCUCUACACUCUUCCAAGCUAUGGAACCUUCUUUGUCACAGGACUGUUUGAAGAAAAGGAAUGCAGGACUUAUCAAAACCCGUUUGAUCACUUCUACUUGAAUUAUCUCAUAUUUCUUUCACAAGGCAUCCAUCUUGUAAGAUUAAUUAUCAAGAAGAGGAAUCCACUAAACAUGGAUGAAGAUGUAGAAGGAGAAGAUGCAAGUAAGACUGGAAAUGGUGUAGGCUCAAGCAACUGCAUGGUUGAAGAAGGUGAUCACAAGAAGGCAAGUUCAAGUAGGGUGCGGCCAUAUGUAAGAUCAAAGAUGCCUAGGCUGCGAUGGACCCCUGAACUUCAUCUUUGUUUUGUUCGAGCUGUGGAGAGACUUGGUGGUCAGGAGAGAGCAACUCCAAAACUGGUCUUGCAACUAAUGAACAUCAAGGGUCUUAGUAUUGCUCAUGUCAAAAGCCAUUUGCAGAUGUAUCGGAGCAAGAAGAUUGAUGAUCAGGGGCAAGUUGUAAACAACAGGCAUCUUUUGGGAAGUGUAGAUUACCUUUCUCAAAAUCUUUGGCCUCAGUCCACGCUUCAUGAUCAAAGAGUGAUCAGUGCUUUCCGAGGAAAUAAAAUGUCUGACCCUUACUUGACUAAUUGCAUAAAUAGUAGAAGGGAAGCUGGUUUUCGCCGUUUAGACACGAGUGAAGAACUUGGUUCAAAUGCAAGGAAUGAGGUUUUCUACAUGAGUAAUAACUUCAUCUUCAAUCAGCAACCUGUCAGGGAAAUGGAAGAGUUUCAAGAUGAAGUACAGUUUCCAGAUGAUCGUGAAAGCAUGCAGGCAAAAAGGCAGCCAAUACUAAUGCAUCCCUCUUUUGCAAACAAGUGGCUUGGCAGAGGAGCAGAAAGGCAAAGAAUUGCCAAAAGAAAAGCUUUUGACGAUAACCUUGAUUUGAGCCUGUCACUUAGCACAAAGCUGAGGCAAGAAAUUAGGAGAAAGACCUCCAAUGAGGUAGAAGCGGCCAAUAGCAAUUUGUCUCUUUCUUUAUCUUCUCCUUCAAAGACAGAAAUGUAUUCUGUGAAUGUAAACAUGGUCUCAAAGAGCAGUAAGUUGAAAGAAGAUCAUUCUAAAAGGAAUCUUAAACUGGCAAGUACCCUGGAUCUGACUAUAUGA
This is a messenger RNA of Durio zibethinus, 1303 nucleotides long. The record is from RefSeq and is a predicted model, not a curated record. Lineage: Eukaryota; Viridiplantae; Streptophyta; Magnoliopsida; Malvales; Malvaceae.